Molecule: messenger RNA, 5970 nt
Organism: Paramecium sonneborni
Lineage: Eukaryota; Ciliophora; Oligohymenophorea; Peniculida; Parameciidae
Source: the annotation of a GenBank genome assembly
AUGAAACCAUAAUAAAAGAAAUAAUAAUAACAAUUAAGAGAGAAGGGUUUUGAUACUUUUAUUUCUGGAGCAAAUAAAGAUAGGGUAAAUUAGAAGAUAAAAAAUCAAUAAAUUUUAAAAACGAAGAAUGUGAAGAAAUGGAAGGAUGAACAUAGUCAAUCAUAAUAGAUAGGUACUCUUGAUCAUGAUGAUUUGGAAGUUUUAAAAAAAUCAUUAGUGUAAGGUAUUGGGCAUCAUUAAUUCAGGUAAUGUGCUAAGCAAAUCUUAAUAGGAUUUGCUUGAAAAGUUACAGAAAGAUACUCCAAUUGAUCAUAGAUAUGAUCCUCAUUUUUCAUAGCUCUUGGAUAGUGAAAAUGAGGAAUAGGAAGAGUAAUAAAUUUAAGAAGAAGAAGAAGUAAUUAUUAUCUGAAUAAACUAAGUUGUGUUAAUCUGAAGGUGAAGAAGAAAUUAAUAAUGAAUAAGUUUACAAAGAUGAUGUUGACAACAAUAAAAUUUAAAUAUAACCUAUUGUAUAAUAAUAACAACCUUAAAAAGUUAUUCAAGUUGUCAAUUUACCUAUUACUAAACCUAGACCAAUUAGUGCUAUUUCUGAAUAACAAUAAUCUUAAGAAUAAUAAAUACCUUAAUCAACUAAAUAACUUUCUUCUGAAAUUAAACCUCCUCCUGUCACAAAACCAGAAAAUAAAUAAUAUGCAUCUAAACCUUAAUUAAGAGCUAAUUCUGUCAAUAAAUAAGAUGAUAUUAAAAAUGAUAAUCAUUCAUUCAAUCAACCUUAAACAUCAUCAUCAUUAAUUAAUAAACCUUAAGAAAAACAAAAGGAUUAAUUAGAAGAAUUAUUUGAAAAAAUUGAAAAAUUGUCUAGUGAUGAAAAAUAAAAACUCAUUUUCUAUUUAAAUAAAAAUACUAUCAAUUUAGAAGAAUAGAAGGUUAAAUAAAAUAUAUAAAAUGAAUAAUUAUAACAAAAAGUAUCACUUGAUAUUCCUAUCAAAUUACAAAAAUAAUAAAAAGAAUUAUAAAUUAUAGAAAAUAAACCAAAAGAAUAAGUAUAACUAUCUCUUCAAUAAUAAAUAACAAACAAUUAACCAUCGCUAUAAAUACCAUAAAUUGAAACUAAAAAAAGAAAUCCAAGUAUCAAUAAUGUUAUUUAAAUUUAAUAAGAAUUUGUGAAAGAAGAAAAAGCAUAAAUAAUAUUAGAAAGAAAUACUGAUUUAUUGAUUGAUAAGAAUUCUUAAUUAAAAAUGAGAAUUCUCUCUACCUGGGGUAAUCCAAGUUUAGUAGGUUUAACUGAAAUUGAAUUAUAUACAUCUGAUGGUAACAAAGUUUCACUUAAACCAUAUAAUAUUAAGAUGAAUAAUGCAUAAUCAUUAAAAAUGCCAGAAAUUCUUAUAAAUGGAAAAUUCUUAACUAAAGAUGCAAUUAAUAUGUGGUUAGGAAGUAUGCCUGAUCCUCCAAAAACAAUAGAAAUAGAAAUAUCAUAUGAUGAUGAUAUUAUCUUAGGAGGAAUCAAAGUAUAUAAUUAUAAUAAGAGUUUGAUUGAUAGUGUUAAAGGUGUUAGAGAUUUAGAAGUAUUAUGUAGAUAAAAAGGUAAAGUUAUUUCUAAAAUUGUUGAAAUUAAGAAAGGUACUGGAUUUGAAAUUGAAGAUUAUGGAACUGAAAUUCCAAUAAUUGAUACUUUUAAAUUUCCAACCUUAUAAAAUACUUAAUCCAAAUUUGCUUAAAAACUUAGAGGAUAAAUUGAUUAAUCAGAUGUCAUUGAAAAAAAGUAAGAGAAAUUAGAUGAUUCAAAACCACCUCCCUCUAGAAAAGGAAAAGGACCUAUUGUUGUGGAUAUAUUUAAAGGGGAACGAUUAGAUACUGCUAAAAGUGAUAAAAAAAUUGAAUAAACACAAUAACCUAUAAUUAAUUAAUCUAAUCAACAAUAAAUUAUUGAGCCAAGAAGAAGAAGAGAUAAUCCAUAACCAACCUAAGAUUACCUUGAAGAAACUCUUUAAUAUUUUAAUAUUACACAAUAAGGAAGAUUAAAACCUGUUUAAAGAUAAGAUAUUAUUGAAGAUCCUGCACCUUAACCUAAAUAUGAAGAAAUAGAUGCUCUUGACUUUUUUUUUAAAGGAUAACAAAGACCAAAUAAUAUAUAAUAAAAACCACAAUUAUCAAAAUGGGAAAUACCAUCUUAAUAAUAAAUUCCUCAAUAAAUAAGCUAAUAACCUGAAAGAAAUAAUUAUAGAUAAUAAACAUAAGAAAAUGCAUAACUCAUAAAAGAUUUAUUAAAUUAACCAUUAAAUAAUUAAGCUUAAGUAAAGAAGGUUAAGAAGUAGAUUUCCUUGCCAUCUCUUCCAAAAGUAAGAAUUAUAACAAUUCAUAUACAUUCAACUUGGGGAGAUAAAUACUAUGUGGGUCUUAAUGGAAUAGAAAUAUUUAAUGAAGUAGGAAAAUAAAUAGAAAUUUAAGAUCCAUAUACUUAAGUUAAGGCUGACCCUAGUGACAUCAAUAUAUUACCUGAAUAUUUCAAUGAUCCUAGAACUCCUGAUAAAUUAGUUGAUGGAGUGUAUUUUACUUAAUCUGAUAUGCAUGUUUGGUUGAGUCCAUUUUAAAGAGGAAAGAUUAAUAAAAUUACAAUCGAUUUACUUGAUAAGAAGAAAAUAAGUAUGAUUAGAAUAUGGAAUUAUAAUAAGAGUAGAAUUCAUAGUUUUAGAGGAGCUAAAGAUAUAAGUUUAUUUUUUGAUAAUUAAAUUGUAUUUAGAGGAGAUAUAAAGAAAGGUUUUGGUAAUAUGAAUUUAUAGAGAGUGAUAAAUUAGAAUGAAUAACCAUUUGAAUUAUUUUUAUUUACAAAUGAGGAAAACAUCAUUUCAUAAAUAGCUAAGAAUGAUUGGAUAAAUACUUAAGAAUUUUAAACAAUUUAUCAUGAUUAUUAAAAUGAAAGACCUAAUACAGGAAAUGCAGAUUCAGAAGUGAGACCAACAACUUCAGCUAAAGUUACUAAUCUUUAGAAUGAAAGUAUUAUUAAAUGAUAAUAAUAAUAGUUAAAUAAUCUAGAAAAUAAGAGUAAAAUUAAUAAAGAUAAGAGAAAUAAUAAAUCUAAAGAGCUCUAGUAAAUUAGAAUUCAAAUGGUAUAACUUGUAGAUUUUUAUAAAUUAAAUUAUUAAGACCAUGGGUAGAUUAACCAUAUAUAGGAUUAACAGGAAUAGAUUUUUAUGGUAUUGAUUGAUUUAUCUAUUUAGGUAAGGAGGGCAAAAUAUAAGUAAAAAAUAUCAAAUCAGAUUAUUAGUGUGAUGGAGACAAGGGUAAUCUAUUGGGUCUAAUAAAUGGGAUUAAUGUGACAACUAAUGAUAUAAAUAUGUAUAUUGUUCCCUUCCAACCAGGAAGAUAUGUAACUAUAACAUUCACAUUUGAUAUUCCAUAAUUGAUAACAUCUAUUAGAAUAUGGAAUUAUAAUAAAUCUUAAGAAGAUACUUUUAGAGGUGCCAAAUUUAUCAGUUUAUUAAGUGAUUAAGGAACUAUUUCUAAUUGUGUAUUAUUGAAGAGAGCUCCUGGUUGUGAUACAUAUGAUUAUGCUUAAACAAUAACAAUUCCAUGCAAAGAUUAUGUUUUCGAAGAAACUCCUUAAGUUUAAAAAUAAUUAAGAUGUGAAUAUGAAAUCAAUAAUCUACUUGUUGGAUAUGAACUUAAAAUAUAAUUGAUAACUACUUAUGGAGAUAUUCAUUACAUUGGACUGAAUGGAUUAGAAGUUCUAGAUUUCAAAGGUAGAUAAAUUUAAGGAAAUAUUGGAGCUGAACCUUCUUCUGUUAGAAUUCUUUAAUCUAUGAAAGGAGAUAAAAGAGUUGUUGAAAAUCUGUUAGAUGGUAUUAAUGAAACAUAAAAUGAUAUUCAUAUGUGGUUAGCACCAUUUACUAAUAGAUGUUUUGAUCAUUCUCAAGAUCCAUAAAUUAAUACUCUCUAUUUUGGCUCUGAAUAACCUUUUGCUCUAGGUUGCAUUAUCUUUUGGAAUUACACUAAAACUCCUACUAGAGGUGUUCAUGAAAUUGCCAUCAGUCUUGAUGAUUACAUCAUUUAUAGAGUAUUAUACAAUUUAUUAUUAAACUUUAGGGUUAUAUCAGAUAAGCUGGAAAUGAUGGAAAUUAAACUGUUGUUCUUUUUUAUAGAGAUAUGUAGUUAAUGGAAAAAUUCAGUGGAAAAUAUUACACUGAAUUUGGACUAAAAUAAUCUGCUGGUUAUAAAAAUGAAGAAAAAGUAUCUUUAUCUUUAUUCUAUUCUCUUAGGCUACUAGAUUAGUCUAAACUUAUGCUCUUUUAGAAAGACCUAUCACUAGAGUCAAAGGAAGUAAUUGAUUUUUUAUAUAUUUUAUACAAAAUUUAUUACAUACAGUUAUGAGGUAGAGGCAUUGUCCAUUAUGUUAAAAAAUUUAAGCCACUCCAAAUGUUAACCAUUUUUACGCCUAUUUAAUCAAUAGUGUAUCAAUAAUUAAACAAUGAACAGGCAUUGUACACUAAAUAUUCAUCCAAAAAAUCAAAAAACUUCCAAGACUUCUUUGUUAAUAAACCAAUCAAAUGGAUUAUUGAUUUUAAAGAUCAUUUACAUUUAUAGGAUGAUGAUGAAUAUUUAAAAAGGUAUACCGUAAUUCAUCAUCAAGGUUCUAUCCAACCAAUCAAUAAACUCAAAAAUUUUUAUCAUUGCUGGAUUAUUAUAAAUUUCAUCAAAACUUACCUAGAAUCUUUUUUGGAGUCUUAGCCGAAAUAGUCAUCUCAUAUUUUGAGAAAAAAAAGUACAAAAUAUUAUUAUCAACAAUUCAAUAGAAAAUAUCAUUAUAGAAAAAUUAAGAAAAUGCUAGGGAUUUCUUAUGAUUAAUCAAGCUUGAGUAUAUGUAUAAAAAUAUUUUCAUAACAACAUUAGAAUAGGAAAGAUUGAAUCAGGAAAUAUAAGUAUUAAAUAGUUUGACCAAAAUUACUGAAAAAUCCACUAAGUCUAUUUUAAAUGAGUUCUUUAAAAUUUAACCCAAUGACGAAUAAAAGAUAGUAAAUAUUUGUCUAUUUUUUUUAAUAGAAUAUUGAUGAAACAUGGUUAACUAUGCAGUAGUAAGAAUUAAUUAUUCCAUAAUUAAAAAAUAAGUAAGGACUCUAAAAUCUUAAAAUACUUAAAAAACUUGUUUAAAAUCAUUCUAAAGAGAAGAUUAAAUUAAACUUGCCUUUUCAUUUAUUGAAAGGAAAAACUUUAACAAAUAUUAGGAAUUCAUAAAAUUAAUCUCGAGAGAGGAUUCAUCCUACCUAAUAAUCAUCCUCAUAAUAACAUAUAAAUAAAAGUCAAGAAGAAAAUGAAUUUAAAUCAUUUAUCAAUUAAAAAGUCUUAGCUUAAUCUAAAUAAAAUAAAAUUAAAGUCCAAGAAAUUUUCUAAAAUAAAAAUCACAUUGAAUUAAAUUAUAAUAUUAUUACUUAGGGAAAACGUAGUAGCACUCAUUUGAUAACUAGUACUAGGAGUAUUUCAUCUGAAUAUAUCAAAAAUGAAAAAAUACAUUUAAAACAAUUAAAUUUCAAUGGAUAAGAUUCAGAAGUCUAACAAAAAUUAACAAAUAAUGCAAUACAUAUUCCAAUGCAAUCAAUGAAACAAUUUACAAUUCACAAUGACACUUCUCCAACAAAAAAAAGUUAAUAGCUUAUUUAAAUAUAUUCAAAUAAUUUUGGUCUAAAAUUAAAAACAUAACCAAAAAAAUCUCCUGAAAAAUAAAUUAUUUUUCAUCCUUCUAAUUCAUAUUCAUCAACAUUAAACAAUUAAAAAAGCCUUUUAUAAAACUUUGAAAAAAUUUCUCCAUUUUAAAAAGUUAAAAUGAAAUUAGAAAACUCUUAAUAAAAAUCAAAGAAGAAAAAAUUGUGUAAUCAUCAGAAUAAGUUAUAAAUAGAAGAUAAAUAAUAUUUUAAAGUAUAAUCAAAUACUACAGCUAAAAAUAAAGUUUUAGCAAAAUCCAUCAUAAAAAAUAAAUGA